AUGGACAAGCUGGUUCAAGAGGCCAUCCAGAAGACCAUAGCUCUAAAGAAACAACCAAGCUCGAUUCCAUGGAAACACGACGAGCCAUGGUCUCAGGCCUGCUAUUCCUGGAGCAACGACAAGAACGAAUGGCAGCCUACAAAAUCUACCAGCAGCGGGACACAGGCGGGCAUCUCUACGCUGGCUGUGUACAGCUGGAAUAUUGACUUUAUGUUGCCCUUCCCCGACACGAGGAUGGACGCGGCACUGGCUCACCUGCACGAGAAGCUCACGAGUGAACUGCAGCAAGGCUCAACCACUGCUGUCGUGGUCAACCUGCAGGAAUGUGUCCCAUCAGACCUUGUUGCUAUCAGCCAGAAGCAGUGGGUCCGAGACAGCUUCUACAUGACCGACCUCGACAGCUCGACCUGGGAGUCUGGCGUCUACGGCACAACUACACUGGUCGAUCGCAGGCUAGACAUAUCCUCGUGCUUCAGGGUUCACUACUCCAAGACGCAGAUGGAGCGGGAUGCACUAUUUGUUGACGUCACCGUGUCUGGCAAGAAGCUACGCGUGUGCAACACGCACCUCGAGUCGCUUGCUCGUGAGCCGCCACUGCGUCCGGCCCAGAUGCAGAUCAUUGCAUCGCAGAUGCAUGCGGGCGAUGCCGUGGGUGCGAUAGUCACGGGCGACUUUAACGCUAUUCAGCCGUUUGAUCUUUCUCUCCACUCUGACAACGGCCUUAAAGACGCAUAUCUCGAGCUCGGCGGAGUCGAGAAUAGCGACGAUGGAUAUACCUGGGGACAGCAGGCACUAUCCGAACUACGACAGCUCUUUGGCUGCUCACGCAUGGACAAAGCGUACUACCGCGGCCCUGGAAUAAAGCUGCUGAGUUUCGACAGAUUCGGCGCUGAUGUCGAGGUUGCAGAACAUGAAAAGGAGCAGAGAGAGAAGUUGAUAGCGCUAGGGUUUGAAAAGGCUUGGGUUACAGACCAUCUAGGGAUCAAGGCUGUGUUUCAGCUGACGGGUGAUCUUCGUUUGUAG
Molecule: messenger RNA, 1023 nt
Organism: Talaromyces rugulosus
Lineage: Eukaryota; Fungi; Ascomycota; Eurotiomycetes; Eurotiales; Trichocomaceae
Exons: 1
Coding region: 1-1023 (340 amino acids)
Biological process (GO): double-strand break repair
Cellular component (GO): PML body; cytoplasm
Molecular function (GO): 5'-tyrosyl-DNA phosphodiesterase activity; single-stranded DNA binding
Source: RefSeq, a predicted model, not a curated record